Vidua chalybeata is the source of this 1828-nucleotide messenger RNA. RefSeq names its product prolactin-like. The record is from RefSeq and is a predicted model, not a curated record. Gene Ontology annotation, cellular component: extracellular region. The transcript has 5 exons. Gene Ontology annotation, molecular function: hormone activity. NCBI's taxonomy places the organism in Eukaryota, Metazoa, Chordata, Aves, Passeriformes, Viduidae. Bases 53 to 724 code for a protein of 223 amino acids. Gene Ontology annotation, biological process: positive regulation of receptor signaling pathway via JAK-STAT; response to nutrient levels.
CAUCGCCGGCCGAUCGCAACCGCUCCGUGCCGGGCACGGGCUCCGCAGCGCUAUGGCCGUGGCCCUCGCCCGGGCGGAGGGGCGAGCAGAUGCGGUUGCGGCGCUGGCGCUGCUGUGGCUGCUGGUCUGCGCUCCGGGGGACGCUGGCUGUCACCCCCUGACCGUGGCCGAUCUCUUCGACCGCGUGAUCCGGCACUCGGGCAGGAUCCACAGCCUCUCCACGGCGCUCUACGCCGAGCUGGAAAAACACUUUCCUCCCCGUGAUAACGAGCUGGGGAGGCCCGCUCGGAAGUGCCACACGUCGGGGAUGCUGACCCCCAACGGCAAAGAAUACGCCCAGAAAAUCCCGAGAGAAGAACUAACUCACGUGAUACUGAAACUUUUGCAAGCCUGGAAAGAACCACUUUCCCACUUUAACCAGUAUAUUGAGCACCAUCAAGAGCUAUCUGAUGACAGCCUUAGCAAAGCUAAGCAAAUCAGCAAUAUGGUACGUGAGCUGAAGACUGGAGUCGAGAAAGUAACAGAAAAGAUGCAGUCAAUGGGGAUCAUCAGCAAUUCAUUAAAUGGAAUGGCAUCAUCCGAAGGCACCGGUUUAUCAAUUAGUAAUGAAGCAAAUAUGAUGAGUGACUCUGACUUCAUUCACUGUUUUAGGAGAGAUUCCAAUAAAGUACAAAGCUACUUAAAAAUCCUCAAAUGUAGGAUUAUGCCAGAAAAUAGUUGCUAAAUUGUAAUCCCUUGACAAGUAGUCUUCAGCAUGUUGCUUAUAAAGAUUUAAAAAAAUAGAACUUCUAAAAUAUCACUUUCACAGUAAUUUUAAUAGGAAAGUGUUUUUUAAAUCCUUUGGAAGCUGACACAGUUGACCAAUGCAGAUGAAAUACUAAAUAAAGCCUCGUGUGUGUGUAUGUCGGUUAAUGCACCAAUAAAAAGGAGUGCUCUAGCAUUAGAUAAAUAAAUGUUCUUGCAUGUUACACUGUGGCAGACUAUACUAUGGCUGAUUCAUACAGUUUAGAUAAAUACACAGAAUUACAGAAUGGCUUGGGUUGAAAGGGACCUUAAUGAUCAUUGAGUUCCAACCCCCACUCCACCAUUGGCAGGGAUGCCAUCCACUAGAUCAGGCUGGUGAGGGCCCCACCCAAGCUGGCCCUGAACACUUCCAGAUAUGAGCCAUCUACAACUUCUCUGGGCAAUGUAUUCCAGUGCCUCACCAUGCCUUUGAGUAAAGAACUUCUUCCUGACCUCUAAUCUAAAUCUCUCCUAUUUUAGUUUAAAAUCAUUCCCCCUUAUCCUGUCACUCCUUAUCCAUGUACAAAGCCACUCCCUCUUUUUUAUCAGCAAUCUUUAAGUCACGUAAGGCUGCAAUGAGACUUCCCUGGUGCCUUCUCUUCUAUAGGUUAAACAGUGCCAACUCUCAGACUGUCUUCAUGAGGUUCUUGUGGGCCCACUUCUUAAGCUUGUCCAGGUUCCCCUGGAUGACAUCCCCUCCUUCUGUUGUGUCAGCUGCAUUGCUCAGCUUCAUAUCUGCAAACUUGCUGAGGAUACACUCCAUGCCACUCUCACUGUCAUUGAGGUAAAUGCUGAAGAGCACCAGUCCCAAGACAGAACCUUGAGGGACACCACAUGUCACUGGCCUCCACCUGGACAUAAGAGCCACUGCUCAAUCUCCUGGGUGCAUCCAACCAGUGAAUUCCUUAACCACCAAAUAGUCGAGCCUUCAAACCCAUGUCUCUCCAAUGUGCAGAUAAGGGUGUCAAGUGGGACCCUGUGGAAAGCCUUACAGAAGCUGAAACAUAGGUACAACAUAGUUGAAAGUAAGAUUCAAUCUGUUAAA